Molecule: messenger RNA, 4676 nt
Organism: Melanotaenia boesemani (Boeseman's rainbowfish)
Lineage: Eukaryota; Metazoa; Chordata; Actinopteri; Atheriniformes; Melanotaeniidae
Gene: tmcc1a
Product: transmembrane and coiled-coil domain family 1a
Exons: 5
Coding region: 1443-2915 (490 amino acids)
Cellular component (GO): endomembrane system
Source: RefSeq, a predicted model, not a curated record
GCUAGUGUGUGCGGGUAACUAUGCCUACUUACCAUCAUAUCUAAAACUGCUAUCUGUACUUCAUUACAGUAUAAUCCAGUUCACAGAGUCCAGCUAACUUGUCCUUUGUCCUCUUUAUCUUUGCUAAAAUGUCUUUGAUUAUGCUGAUAACUGUCAUUUGUAAUAUCACAAAUGGACAGAGUUCAUAUCUACUCAUGUAGUUCUAGGGAUCAAGUGGAGCUUAAUUCCUGCUUGCCUUCAUAAAGCUAUUAAUACUGUUGUGUUUAUUACAAGAACAGACCAGGUGCAGCUCUGAAGCGUCACCUCCUAGUUGUCUCUGUUCCUGCCCCGUAGGGUAUUCUAGUUCUCUGAUUCAUUUGAUAGUCUUGGCUGCCAGAGACUUGAAUAAUGAUUUACUUUACACAUCGUUAGUUGAAUAAAUUGACUCAUAGUCACGUUAUCUUCCAUUUAAUGAUGCCUUAUAUUUAUUAAUACAGAGCAAAAAACACUUUUAAACAAAAUGACCUAAGGGCAUUAACAAAUUCUCAGUAAUUUCAGUCAGUACUUGGAGGAAUGUGCCUCAGGAUGUGUGGGUGUGUAUGGUAUUAAGAGAUAUCCAACUGGUUUUUCUUGCCUUCAAAGUACUCUUCCUUACUGGACUGGACUUUCAGUCAGUCCAGUCUGCCAGUGUUGUCUCAGUUGAAAGGAAACUCGUUCCCUUUAGUUACUAAUGUCUGUUGUUUGUUCAUUCCAUUUACUUAACACACUAUUUUCAGUGUGUUUUACAAUAACCUCAGUCUGUCCCAUUUUUGCAGCUUAAGUCUGUGCUGCUGAGAAAUGAUUGUCUGUAUAGUGUAAUUUAAAGGUGUUUAAAUUAAUUUGUUUCUUGAUGUUUUUGUUGUCAGUACAUGAUAGCAAUAUGCAGUGGAUCUUUUACAAAUAAAAAGGAAAAAGAAACUUGCUUACAAUAAAGAUUCAUGUUUUGUAACUUCUCUUGAGUUGGUCUAUGUAAAGGUAAUCUGAACUACAGUACUUCAUUUGUUGGGUUGUUAAAUAUACAACAAUCUGUUGGAAUUUAUUUAGAAUCAUAUCAGAUUAAUUUAAUAUCCUCUAUGAAGUGUUGUUGUUUUCUUAUUCGUUUUUUGCUCUUCAUAAGUUUAUUAUCUUAAUGACUCUCAAGCAGAGAAAUAAAUUCCUGCCCUGAUUUAUUUGUGCCCCGUGAGGAUGAUUGGCUGCUGCGUGCUGUGCAGCUGACGGGAUGAUGUCAUCCCUCUGCACUGAGGGAAGGGAGGGGUGAGGGGCGGAGCUUCGCGCGCCGCCUUUAGCCAGAGUUUCAGGUGCGCUGUGAACUUUUCACAACAAACCGGGUGAGUUUCAGCGACAGGAGAUGCCAGUGAAGCCUCACAGAGUCGCUGCUGUCGGAGCGUUAACUAAAUUCACCUUUGACCGGAGUGUCAGGACAGAUGAAAAUUAAUGGUACAGUCUCUGUUGGGAAAAUGCACUGGGAACAAUUUCUCCGUUUGAAGAACGAAAAGAUUGAGCGGCUGGAGGUGAGCGGCCUGGGCCAAACAUCCCUGGCUGUUUCAUGCGGGGCAGACAGUUCCUUCCCUGGGGGUGAAGAUAGUACCCCAGAUCCUCAGCGUACUAAGCAGGCCAUCGCCCAGCUGCAACAGAAAAUCCUCAAGCUCACAGAGCAGAUUAAGAUUGAGCAGACAGCUAGAGAUGACAAUGUGGCGGAGUACCUCAAAUUGGCCAACAAUGCCGACAAACAGCAAAGCACACGGAUCAAACAGGUCUUUGAGAAAAAGAAUCAGAAGUCUGCACAGACCAUCCAACAGCUGCAAAGGAAAUUGGAGCACUACCACCGGAAGCUGCGGGAAGUGGAGCACAACGGUAUCCCACGCCAACCCAAGGAUGUUCUGCGGGACAUGCAGCAGGGCCUGAAGGAUGUUGGGGCCAAAGUCACAGGCUUCAGUGAAGGUGUUGUGGACAGUGUUAAGGGAGGCCUCUCCAGCUUCUCACAGGCCACCCACUCUGCUGCUGGUGUAGUCGUCUCCAAACCUCGGGAGAUUGCGUCUCUUAUUCGUAACAAAUUUGGCAGUGCAGACAACAUCCCCUCGCUAAAAGAUUCUCUGGAUGACUCCGCAAUGGACGAAGGCAUGACGGGUGCUGGCGGACGUUCUCUUGGCAAUGCUGGCCCCCACCUCCAGUCCAGUCCCAAGUAUGGUAGUGAAGAUGACUGUUCUAUUGCUACAUCAGGUUCAGCAGGGGCCAACAGCACCACAGGGGCCCCUGGGGGUCCCCCAAGUUCUAAGGGCAACACAUUGGAGAGAUGCCAGAGCUCCAGCCUAGACAUGCUGCUACAGGAGGUGCAGGAGUUGAGGGAUGGCCAGGCAAGGCUUGAGGAGAGCAUGGAAGGACUGAAGAGCCACUAUCAGAGAGACUACACCGUUGUUAUGCAAGCACUGCAGGAGGAGCGCUUCAGGUGUGAACGUCUGGAGGAACAGCUGAACGACCUGACAGAACUUCACCAGAAUGAGAUCCUCAACCUCAAACAGGAGCUGGCCAGCAUGGAGGAGAAGAUCGCUUACCAGUCUUACGAGAGAGCAAGAGACAUUCAGGAGGCAUUGGAGGCCUGUCAGACAAGGAUCUCUAAGAUGGAGCUCCAGCAGCAGCAACAGCAGGUCGUCCAGUUGGAGGGGCUGGAAAAUGCCACAGCCCGAACCCUCCUGGGAAAACUUAUCAAUGUGUUGCUGGCCCUUAUGGCUGUCCUUCUGGUCUUUGUCUCAACUGUGGCCAACUGUGUGGUUCCCCUGAUGAAGACGCGCUCGCGCUCCCUCUCCACUCUUCUUCUCGUCCUUCUGCUGGCCUUUCUGUGGAGAAACUGGGACGCGCUCUCGGGAUACACUCAUCGCGCUCUGCAGCCCCCAGGAUGACCAGAUUGACAGCAGCACGUGUUGCUUUGGUGAUGCAGGGUGAAAAGACUGCUGUUGCAGUCGUACAAGAGGUUUGAAGAAUGUGAUUACAUUAGGAUGGCCGUGUGGCCAUGCAUACUGAGCACAUUCAGACACAGCCUGGAAUCAACAUAAAGAGGAGGAAAUGGAAUAAACAUAAGAACACUCACAUUUAGGAAGGAAAAGACUGUUUACAUUUUUGAAUGAACUGAUGAUUUGUCCUUCACUGGAUGCGGCAUUGUACUGUUUUUAUCUUUUAGAAUUUAAUUAAUUAUAAUGUCAUUUCUAAUAAUAUUUUAUUUUAAAUGUUAUUUUAUUCAGUACCAUGUAGCAUUAUGCUCCUCUCACUUGACAUGAAGGGGAGUUUAGUCAGGAAAUUGGGCUGGCAAGUCACCCCAAAGGUGCAAACUUAUUGUAGAGACAUGCAAAUGUGGUUGAUUGCCUUUAGGAAGAGAAUUCUUACCAUUCCGUGAUUGGUAGAUUUGAACCAAUGGCUGAAGACCUUCUUAGGAGUUGCUCCUUUCUUGCUGUGAUGAAUUUGUUCAUUUAGAGCAUUUUUGAAGAACUGACCAUGUGUUUUGUGUUUCAUGAUGAUUACAGACAUUGUGCUUCCUUAGCUUUUCUAAUAGCAAAGACCCCUUGCUUUGAAUUAUUUACUUUAUUAGUAAAACAAAAACAAAGUUGACUGGGGAUAAUAUGAAUGACAGAUGACAACUUAGGAAAGGAAACUACUUUUUGACAUGCUGUACACCAAUUAAAAAAAAAAAAAAAAGCAGGUUAAACACAAACAUCUGGUUUUUGUUGAGGAUCUGUCAUAUUUGAAACAUGCAAACAGUGCUGGAUGUUUUCAUUUAGAAAAAUGAAAAUUAUAUACAAAUCAGUGUUGCUUUUAAAAGCAAUGACUAAGCACUGUUGUCCAAGAAAAUGACGCCCCCCCCCCUAUAAGAUGUGAUCAGGUCAGGGAAAGGAGACCACUGGUGCUUAUCCAGCUCUAGCUCAGCUGGAUCAAGAAUGAUGCUGCUUCAAAUCUAUAGUGCACAUCGUCUCCACUGCCAUGCAAUUGCACACAGCCUGUAUGUGAUUCUCUACUAACACAUAUAAUGUCUAUGGUUGAUCCGUUUUUCUCUUCUAUCUGAAGGUGUAAUCACUCAGUGCCAAACCUUAGUUAAAGCAGGGAUGUCUGAGCAAAUCGAAGAGGGCAAAAAUAAGACAUUGCUCAGCAAGUUUAACUUCUUUUCACAUAUGUUAAUGAAUGUCUGGCCAGGACGUCAAGGAUGUAUCUUGUUGAGAGAUGUAACUUGCAAGGGAAGAUAAUUAUUCAUAAUCUCAGUCGUGUGUUUCUGCAUCUUGCUUUGUUGAGUCUAGUCAGUUGGCUCGGCACUCAUCCUUACUCAUACACUCCCCUGGUUUUCAUCCAGUCAAGGGCACUUAAAGACCUUGCACAUCGAGUAGUCCACCCUGCUUUUCAUGCUGAGAGGCUGAUUUCCUAACUGAUAGCUUGAUCAUUUGAACUGUACAGUUGCACUUUGGCACAGAGCUUGAUAGCACAUAGGUCAAGCUGAGGCUCGAGAAAGCUUUGAUAGAGACUUCAAAGGUUGUCACUCUAGGCAGUUGCCCUUGGGUGAGAUAACUCAGGUCAGGAUCACUGUCAUCCUUGUCUAAAGAUAAAACCAAAAAAAAAAAAAAAAAAAAAAAAAGAUUUACUAUUUAAUUCCAUUUUGCCAUGAGGAGUGUAGCAGGCAA